Molecule: messenger RNA, 375 nt
Organism: Aphanomyces astaci
Lineage: Eukaryota; Oomycota; Saprolegniomycetes; Saprolegniales; Verrucalvaceae
Exons: 1
Coding region: 1-375 (124 amino acids)
Source: RefSeq, a predicted model, not a curated record
AUGGGACGGUUCCAUGGGAAAAAGAAGUACAAAGUCAACUACUUGCCGUUACACUGUGCUGAUAACGCGCUCGGUAUUCACUCCUACAUUGCAGAACUGGCGACUUUGAUGAAAAAAUCGAAACUCCCGACCACGUUCCAUGACAUGCGUCAGAAAUGGCUGCAAUUUGCCAAAAACAAAUCUCACGCUAUUACGAGCGAUCUCCAGCGACAUACGACCUGUAUGGAAGUGUCACGACAUGUGUUGGAGUACCAAGUCCGGGAUCUCAAGCGACGACUCGAAACGGCUGAAGCGACCCUCGAAGCACAGGUUUCGAAGCAACGUCGCCUUGCCGCGAAGGUGUACGAUGAAUUUCCAGCACGCCCACACGACUAA